Molecule: messenger RNA, 885 nt
Organism: Acaulospora morrowiae
Lineage: Eukaryota; Fungi; Glomeromycota; Glomeromycetes; Diversisporales; Acaulosporaceae
Source: the annotation of a GenBank genome assembly
AUGCAUUACGAUGAAUAUGGAAAAAAGAAAUAUUUCAACGACUCAAAGAACGAACAACCUGAUAAACAAGAAGAAAUCUUGAGCAUUGCUCUUGAGGAGAUUGGAAGAAUCGUCACAUCGCCCUUACAAGUAAUCCACAAACUACUAUCAAAGGAGGUUAAUCACAAAGAAGCGUUCGCCACGUUGAGAAGAAUUCAGGUCAAUAAAUUAGAAUUGAAUGAAACAAUCGAGAGAAUUGGAGCCGAAACGGUGGAAAUCAUAGAAUCUCUCAAGGUCGAAUAUUUUCGUUACAUGAUUCAGAAGAAACCGUAUUACGAAGAAAUAACCAAAGAGUACAAGAAACACAAAAAUAUGACGAAUGACCUAAAGGAUCAUAAAUUAAAAUUGGAAAACGGGGCGGGGAUAAAUGAAGAUGCGGACUUUCAUCGGAAGUUGAAUGAAUUGACAGCAUCACCAAUUUUGAUGAUGAUGUGUGAGUGGUUAGAAGAUUUAGAAAUUGACCCCGUGAUUUUUGCACCCUAUAGAAACCUCGAGCAUAAACUGAACGACAAAGCAACACAGUUUUAUUAUUUCCGCAUCAAGAAUCUAGAUGAAAGAGUUGAAAAUAAUUUAAAGGAGUUUAGAAGGCAUGUUCUGCGUGACAGAGAUAAGAUUCUUCAAGAUUUAUUUGAUGUUAUUAGUCAAACAUACAAUAUAACAAAUGAGCAAACCAUCCAGGAUGACACAACAGCAAUCAUUGAUGUUCACCUAACAAAUUCAGAACAUCAAGAUAGAAAAGAUUAUUCGACCCGUUGCAAUAAUAUUUUAGAGCUUUGGUCAAAGGGUUUAUUGAAUGAGAUAAUUGAGCAAACGGAAAAGCCAGAUGAACGUGGCGAAAAUUAUUAA